Molecule: messenger RNA, 867 nt
Organism: Dichomitus squalens LYAD-421 SS1
Lineage: Eukaryota; Fungi; Basidiomycota; Agaricomycetes; Polyporales; Polyporaceae
Product: tetrahydrobiopterin biosynthesis enzymes-like protein
Exons: 10
Coding region: 1-867 (288 amino acids)
Biological process (GO): urate catabolic process; purine nucleobase catabolic process
Cellular component (GO): peroxisome
Molecular function (GO): urate oxidase activity
Source: RefSeq, a predicted model, not a curated record
AUGUAUGAUAACGUGUGGGAACCUCACUCCUAUCUCUCGCACGCCCACCACGGCAAGGACAAGGUUCGCAUACUCCCCGUUUUCCGGGACGGGGCCUGGCACAGCAUUGUCGAGUGCAACGUCACCGUUCUUGUAGAGGGCGACAUCGACAUCAGCUAUACACAAGCUGAUAAUUUCGUCGUCGUCGCGACUGGCUCGCGUGCGGCGCGUGGAACAGACGUCGCGAAGACGUCUCCACAUGUCCUCGUCCCGAAACGCUUCGCUCUCCACCUUAGAUCACCCAUACUGCGAUGGCAGCACGUCCCUACCUCCCAGGGGCCAAGCCAGACUCCUAAGGAGCAUUCGCAUGCGUUCUACCGGGACGGCGACGAGAGGCGUACCGUGGAAGUCAAGAUUGACGCGUCUGCCGGAAAGGACAAGAUUGUCACUCGCGUGACUUCGGGACUGAAGGACCUGCUCGUCAUCAAGACGACGGGCUCUGCAUUCGAGUCUUUUGUUCGCGAUGAGUAUACUGCCGUCGUCGAGUUUACGACUGUAUCUUCUCGACCUCAAUCGGUGUCACCUACAUAUACUUCCGCGCCGAGAGUCAGCGUCCCAAAACCCGCAGACGGGCAGGGUAAGGUCUUUGAUGCGCCAUUCUCUGGGGAUACCGCAAAGGGGACGCCGUGGGAUGUGGAAGAGAGUGCGAGUGCGACGCUCUACAAGAUGGGCCAACGUAUCAUCGCAGAGAACUCGCACAUCACGAGCAUUCCAGUCUAUCUGAAGUACAUCGGUAUCGAUAACACGUCGCCGCCCAACGCAGAGGUCUCCCUUCCAGUCGCGCACCCGAGUGGCCUCAUGAUCGCUGCGACCGUCUGUCGUCAAUAG